Anopheles arabiensis is the source of this 1282-nucleotide messenger RNA. Its product is annotated as probable salivary secreted peptide. The record is from RefSeq and is a predicted model, not a curated record. The transcript is spliced from 2 exons. The coding region runs from base 96 to 455 and encodes 119 amino acids. Lineage: Eukaryota; Metazoa; Arthropoda; Insecta; Diptera; Culicidae.
UUCACUGGCAGCUAGACGCUCAUUAGCUGUUCAUAGAGACAACGGAAAGUUGCGUAUUGUGUCAGUUGAAGUAGCGUUGCAGUUAUCCGCUCAAAAUGAAAGCGCUCACGUGCGGUUUGGUGAUUUUUCUUAGCGUUUCGGUGGUGCUGAUUUAUGGCGAUAGUCGCCAGUGGGGUCGCCGAGUGUCUGGAGAUCGUCUGCUCGAUUAUGCCGUGGUCGUGAACAACUCGCUGCCAGUGCCGGAGAAGAGCAGCAUCUAUCGCUAUCUUCCUGCUGCGGGAGCGUACCGGCCACCGAACAUUACGGCUAUCUUCACCCGUGAUAACGUGCCGGGCGGCAAAGGUGGCUUUGCGGGAAUCGUGUCCGGUGGAGUGAACCAAUCGAAUGUGACGCUGAAACUUACCUCCAAACCGUACCAGCGCUUUAACUUUACGAUCGAGAUUUACGGAAAGUAACGCUGUAAGAGAAUAAAAGGCACGAAACUGAUUUUCAGCCUCUCCACGCGUGAAGCAGUGUUUAGAGUUAGUGUGAUAGUGGAAACAAAAUUUUAGAGUUAUUUUUUUGUAUUUCUAUCAAUUCAAACUGAAGUACGAGGUUUCAUACAUCGAAUGACAAUUUAUUGAACUCCGCAUUGGAUAAAUAUAAUUUCCCGUGAAAUUACACUCUUUUAUGUUUUUUAUUAUAACUUCCCCAUUUUUCCACGAUCAUUUACGUGGAAUUAUCGUAAAAUUACUAGGGACAGUAAAAACAAAGAUUAUGUUUAUACGAAAUAAUAUUUGUCCGUUAGGGAAUACAAUAAUUUUGCGUUUUGUGCAUAAAACAUAAUAUUUUAAAGAAAUAGGAGAAAAUUAUAGAGCGGAAGCAAUAAUUUUCACGCUACCUAUUUGCUCACGUUAAGAGCCUUAAGGUGUAAAAAUAGGUAGUGUGAAAAGAAAUUUAACAUUGUUUGUCGUUGUUUUUCAUAAACAUUCUGCAAUAUUAUGUUUUAUGCACAAAACGCAAAAUUAUUGUAUUCCCUAACGGACAAAUAUUAUUUCGUAUAAACAUAAUCUUUGUUUUUACUGUCCCUAGUAAUUUAACGAUAAUUUCACGUAAAUGAUCGUGGAAAAAUGGGGAAGUUAUAAUAUAAAAACAUAAAAGAGUGUAAUUUUACGGGAAAUUAUGUUUAUCCAAUGCGGAGUUCAAUAAACUUUCAUUCGAUGCAUAAAACAUACUUCAAUCGAAUGUAAACCUUGAAUACAAUAAAAAGUUUAAAUGUUCUUUUCCACUUUUCCAACUCGAA